GCGGCGGCGGCAGGCGGUCCUGGAAUGUGCGAGGGGCGUGAUGACAGCAGCCGCCGCCGGCCUCUUUGCGCAACACCUUCGCUAUAUAUACGGCGGGGCCGCGGCGCUCCACCUGGGUGCCUCGUUCGGUCCAUUACCUGCGCAGGGAGCGCUGACCAUGGCUCCUUGGCCUGAGUUGGAAAAUGCCCAGCCCAACUCCAAUAAAUACAUCGAAGGGGCCACUAGCCAACAAUCUGCCACACCUGCGAAAGGCAAGGAGAAGGACCAAAAUGACACCGGGACCCCUGUAACCAAGAUUGAACUGCUGCCAUCCUACUCCACCGCGACACUGAUAGGGGAGCCUACAGAGGUGGAAGACCCCUGGGACCUGCCGGCGCUUCAGAACACGGGGAUCAAGUGGUCGGAGAGAGACACCAGAGGGAAGAUUCUCUGUGUCUUCCAAGGGAUUGGCAAAUUCAUCCUGCUUCUGGGGUUUCUCUACUUGUUCGUGUGCUCCUUGGAUGUCCUCAGCAGCGCCUUCCAGCUGGUUGGAGGAAAGGUGGCCGGGCAGUUCUUCAGCAACAACUCUAUUAUGUCCAACCCUGUGGCGGGGCUGGUGAUUGGGGUGCUGGUGACCGUCCUGGUGCAGAGCUCCAGCACCUCCUCGUCCAUCAUUGUCAGCAUGGUGGCUUCCUCACUGCUCACAGUGCGGACUGCCGUCCCCAUCAUCAUGGGGGCCAACAUUGGGACCUCGAUCACCAACACCAUCGUGGCGCUCAUGCAGGCAGGAGACCGGAAUGAAUUCAGAAGGGCUUUUGCGGGGGCCACUGUCCACGACUUCUUCAACUGGCUCUCCGUGUUGGUGCUCUUGCCCCUGGAAGCCGCCACCCAUUAUCUGGAGAUCCUGACCAACCUGGUGGUGAACAGCUUCAACUUCAAGAAUGGAGAAGAUGCCCCAGCACUUCUGAAAGUUAUCACAGAUCCUUUCACAAAGCUCAUAGUCCAGCUGGAUAAAGAUGUUAUCAACCAAGUUGCACUGAAUGACGAAGCAGCCAAAAACAAGAGUCUGAUCAAGAUUUGGUGCAAAACUUUGACCAGCAUGACGCCGAUGAAUGUCACCAUCCCCUCGGGUGAGAACUGCACCUCCCCUUCCCUCUGUUGGAUGGAUGGCAACUACACCUGGACCAUCAAGAACGUGACCUACCAGAAGAACAUUGCCAAAUGCCAGCACAUCUUUGUGAAUUCCAGCCUUCCGGAUCUUGCUGUUGGCAUCAUCCUGCUGAUCAUCUCCCUGCUGGUCCUCUGUGGCUGCCUGAUCGUCAUCGUCAAGCUCCUGGGCUCCGUGCUCCAGGGGCAGGUAGCAGUUGUCAUCAAGAAGACCCUCAACACUGAUUUCCCCUUUCCCUUUGGCUGGGUGACUGGCUACCUGGCCAUCCUCGUGGGGGCCGGCAUGACCUUCAUCGUGCAGAGCAGCUCUGUGUUCACAUCUGCUCUGACCCCACUCAUUGGUAUCGGUGUGAUAAGCAUUGAGAGGGCGUAUCCUCUCACGCUGGGCUCCAACAUCGGCACCACCACCACCGCCAUUCUAGCCUCCUUAGCCAGCCCAGGGAAUACGUUGAAGAGCUCACUCCAGAUUGCCCUGUGCCACUUUUUCUUCAACAUCUCAGGCAUCUUGCUGUGGUACCCAAUCCCAUUCACCCGCCUGCCCAUCCGCCUGGCCAAGGGGCUGGGCAACAUCUCAGCUAAGUACCGCUGGUUUGCCAUCUUCUACCUGAUCUUCCUCUUCUUCCUGGUCCCGCUGGCAGUGUUUGGCCUCUCCCUGGCCGGCUGGCCGGUGCUGGUGGGCGUGGGAGUGCCCAUCAUCUUCGUGCUUCUUCUCGUGGUGGCCCUCAGGCUCCUGCAGUCCCGCUGCCCACGCAUCCUGCCCAGGAAGCUCCAGAACUGGAACUUCCUGCCCUUGUGGAUGCACUCGCUGAAGCCCUGGGACAACCUGAUCUCCCAGCUCACCGACUGCUGCCAGACACGCUGCUGCUGCUGCUGCCGCGUCUGCUGCCGUGCCUGCUGUCUGCUGUGCGGCUGUCCCAAUUGCUGCCGCUGCAGCAAGUGCUGCAAGGACCCGGAGGAGGGGCAGGAUAUCCCCAUCAAGGCCCCCCAGGCCUUUGAUAACAUGGCCAUGAGCAGAGAGCCGCAGGACGAAGUCCCCAAGUCUGAAGUGGAUGCCCUGGGCACAAAGACCGUCUCCAGCCUCACAGCCUUGUAGGGGCUGCCCAGAGGUGGGAGGAGGGGCCUCAAGUCCCACAUGCUCACACUCCUAGUUCUACAUGCCUUUGUCCAUCUCAUGGGGAUUUGUUUCCCAUCAAGAAAUGGAUUUGACAUCAGUCCCCACUCUCAUUUCCCUUCACCCAGUAUAUCAGCCUGCAUAGUAGUUUCAUCUCAGCCCCUGCACCCUGGGUCUUCCCCUCCCAGGAAGGCGCAGAACGACACUGAAAGAGAAUUAGACAAUGAAACCUGGCCAGAAGAGAUGAUCUCACCCGCCCCUGCACACAGCUGGGUUGGCUGAUAGGACUUAUUUUCAGACUCAAACCAUCCUCUUCCAAAGGAAAAGCCCCAAGGGAGGAAUUUAUGGAAGGUUCUCAAAGGUGACAUACAUACACGUAUGCUUUUCUUUAUUGUGAUAAAGCUCAGACAUCUCUUAUAGCAAAGACUGGCUUCAACCAAGAGCAGCUGCUCCCAGGCGUCCUUGCCCCAGACCAGCCCAGUUCAGGGGAAAUAAUGUGUUUGUUUGGAGACCUGGAGAAGACCACAGGUGGGGGUCUUUCCCACUUCCCAGUGCUCCGCAAGUCACCUGAGCAGGUAUAGCUAGUCCAAGCAGUUUACCUGCUGUGCUCUCAAGUUUCCGAGAUGGGAGCCACAUCUGGGCUACAGAGGGAGGUUCAGGACGAACUCUGGCUCACCUGUUGCGCUGUCUUCCUAAGAAGAGAGUGGUCCUGUUCUUGAGCUGGGCAGUUGUAGGAUGAGAGCUAGGGAAUGGGGAACAUUUGAGGAGAUAGUUUAUCUACCCAAAGGACCUCAUUCUUUUUAAUCUGACUAACUUAGAGGCCAAAUUGACAGACGUUGUGGCUAAAGCCUACUGCUGCUCUCUUGGUCAGAUAAAAACCCAUCCCUGUUGAGUCUUUUGGAAUAAGAUAUACAGGUUCUCUAAGUCCCCUCCACUGCUGUCACCUGAAUCCCAGGCAGCACCUGAGUAUGGAACAGUUCUACAUUUCUCUCUGCCUGUGUGCUCCCUGUGCAAGAUGACUGAGUCAGCUUUUGGUGGUCAGCUUCCAUCCAUCCAUCUAUCCGUCCAAGCCAGAACCUCUUUCCAAACAUUCUCCCAUAGAUAGAUGAACGUUGAUUUCCUUCUCUCUAAGGGCAGAAACCAGGGCAUGCUGGACUGCCCACAGAACUGUGGUCAUCAAGUAGCAGUAGGGGUCUGUGUGUGUCCAUGAGUCCAAGGGAUGUGUUCCUUCUUGCCCCAGAUGCCUUCUCUGUGCCUUCUAGAGCCUCUUCUUGUAGUUAUACCUCUUCCCUCCACUGCUCCUCACCCUAAGGAGUUCCAAUUCUCCCCAGAGACUGAGUGAUCUUCGAUCAAGUCUGAGAAAGGGAGAUUCGUGCAGCCACACUCUAGACCCUUCCCUCCCCAUCCUAGCUUAUCCAUCAUCCUAACAGGUUGGGGAAACAAACUGAGCCCUCCCCCGACCUUCCCCCAUGUAGAUACCAAUUCCCAAACAGAGCCAUUUAUACUCUCUAUUUAUGGUCACACACUUG
Molecule: messenger RNA, 3786 nt
Organism: Equus caballus (horse)
Lineage: Eukaryota; Metazoa; Chordata; Mammalia; Perissodactyla; Equidae
Gene: SLC34A2
Product: solute carrier family 34 member 2
Biological process (GO): intracellular phosphate ion homeostasis; sodium-dependent phosphate transport
Cellular component (GO): apical plasma membrane; brush border; vesicle
Molecular function (GO): sodium:phosphate symporter activity
Source: RefSeq, a predicted model, not a curated record